GUCAGAAUGGUUGUCGCCGUGACUCCUUGCGGAUGCUGAGCGUUUGCUGUUUCUCCUCUUGGUUUUUGAGUUUGGAGCUGCGAGUGUUCCUUGUUUGUUUGUUUGUUUGUUAGCUCGCAGCGAAAGGUUCCUGGACGUGAGUGCGUUUCGGGGUUCGUCGCUUAGCGCGUAAUUGCUGUACGUAGUGUGUAUUGAAGUCUCUGUUCCGGAUUUCGGUUUGGAUGGAGCGCUGAGGCACGGAGUUGAGUUCCUACAUUUGUUUUUAGAUGAUUUUGGUUGUUAUUUAAAAUUCGGAUUCCUUUUGGGGGUCGUAAAAGUCGUAAGGUGCGAGUUUAUGGAUUCCAGGUGUUGUAUGCCGAAUUAGUGGCGCGCCAAGUAAAUGUUCGCUGGGAAAAUGUAGGUUAACAAUGCGAGUGGAAAAAAGCCAUAAAGAUCAGAAACGUGAUAAACUUCUGGUGCGAUUGAGUUCGGAUGUCUGAGAAUUGUAGGAGCUUAGUGUGGUGUGAUAGUGGAGCCGAAAAAUCGGUGCCCCGGAAUCUUACAGAGAGAGUAGAAAAAAAAAACAACAGUGGUGGAGACAGGCCCCGAUGAUUUAUAACCGGUCGUUUGCCACCGAGCGAUCCACGCGAGCUACAACAGAAAGGUGCGAAAAAAGGGCAAAUCUUGAUAGCUAGGGUCUCUUCCAGGGGAUUCCAGGAGAGCGAGUCCCAAGAAAAAUGUGAUGUAGAUGCAUUGAUUCCGAUAAAGUUCAUGCAAAACAGAACAACCUAAAAAUAAAUCGGUUCAUUGGUUUGUGGCCGCCCGAGGUGAAUCUGCAACUUGACUUGAAGAGGAAGGAAAUCGUGAAAAGAACGGUGCUCGAGUUCGAGAAUUAUACAAUUGGCCAAGGCUGCAACUGGGCUGGGUGUUGCUGUACAUGUCCAAGUCCUCGGGGCAAUGUUCUGGCAGAAAAAAAGACACGACCUGGCACAACAUUGCGCGCCGCUUAGUUAGCACACUCCAUGGACCAGAACUUUGCACUGCAGAAAUCCAAAACGAGAAGUCCACGAACCGAUAACGAGACUAAGGUGCUUCAGAUGAGAGGAAAAAAGGCAAUAAGCAAAAGGAAACAAAGCUAAAGAAGAAGAGGGACACGACAUUCAGAACCCUAGCAGGACUGAAGGCAGACCACGGCGAGAUAAGAAAAUAAAUAUAAAAAAAGCCAAGCAAACCAUUGGUGAAGGGGCUGAACUCAGAAAGUGCAACUUGGAAAUGCGAAGAGAAGAAAAACAAAAAAAAACUUAAACUAAAAGAAGUGCCCAAGAUAAACAAAUCCAACAGUUAUCGCGAAAACGGCUUUUGAAAUUUAAAGCAAAAGCAAACGCAACCCGGGAAGAGAGCAACAAACUGUAGGAGACCAACGAAAUAAGAACAGAAACAGCGUGUCCAAGUCCCCGGUGAGAAACGAAGCCAAGGUGCAACCGAUACAAAAUAAACAAGCGAAACACACGGAAAAAUGCAUAUAUGAAAUAAAAGGUGAAAAAAGUUAACAGAAAAGAAGAAAAACAAAAACGAUACCAUCGGACCUUAUGGUGUCCCAUUGCAUGUGUCCCUCCUCGUGUGAGAGUGUUGAAAUUGAAGUUGAAAACGUUAUUUUUGUUCAGUGACCUCGCGUGUUUCAACGAAAAGUUUUACCCCUGAAAGUAUACUAGCCAAUUUAAGUUUAAUCAAGCAUCAUCAAGCAAUCGACAAGUUUAGUGACUAAUCGCACUCACCAAUCCUCGGUCCGACUUCUCAACUGACUGAUGGUAUUGACUAAGGUGCAAGUUACUCCACAACUUCAGCAGUUAGUUAGUUAGUUCUAAUAAGCGAUUUACGACAACUUACAGUUUAUGGUUUUACUGCUGCUGAUGAUUUUAUGAGUUGUUUUUGUGCGUUCGUUCAGCUGGUGCUGUAGGAAUUUCCUCGUCGUCGGUGAAAAAAGCUACCAACAUCCAUCGGCUUGCGGUUUCCAGUUACAUACCGGCGUUUUCUGACGGAUCUCCUUCUGGCGCGGUGCAGUUUGUUUGGAAUUGAAAGAAUCAGCGAAUUCUUCACAUCAAGCAGCAGCAGCGGCAACCCCGAUCACAAACGGUAGCAGCGACGAAUCAACGAGCGACAUCUACAACGCUAACUCAGCAGAAGCUUCAACGCCAGCACCGAAAGACACAGCGAUUAUGGACCAAAUGAAUAAUGUGGUGACGACGACGACGAUUCCGACGGCCAUUGCCAGCAUCGUGCAGCAGCAGCAGCAGUCCAUCCUGACGACGAAGGUGUCACCACCGGCCUUUUCCCGGCUGCCGCCGGAUGGGCAUGAGUUUCCGCCAAAUUUCAGUGAACCACAGCCCACAACGAUUACCGGAAACGGCGGGAUGAUGAUGACGGUCGUCAACGGGGCAGCAACGGUCAUUCCGGGAUCACAACAUUCCAGUUACGAUGACAUUCCCGAUCUACCGAAAAGUCACCCGCCACCGGUCGCCCGCAAAGUGUACCGCCAGGAUCUGGUUCUCAAACCAGCAGCAGCAGAUCAAAAUCAGAAUCAGACGCAACAAAAUGCCCCAAGUCCACCGGUCGUCACGGCUACAACCGCAUCAGUGCCCGCAGAACCCCACCAAAUCACAUUCAAAAAGCCACCCAUUUUUCCGGCACCCACUCGCAGCAACUCUCUGGUACCGGAAAUGAUGGGUAACGGAAAGGCCCCCAAAUUGGCUGAUGAAGCUUCUCGGCGUAGGUCGUUCGAUAUUCACGAGAUUAACAAACCUCCGUCUCGGGUUAGUUUGGUGGGGUCCAAUUGGCGCAAGGACGAGAAAUCGGAACGAAGUGUCAGGGAUAAGAUUGCCAUGUUUUCAAAUGGAAGUGAAGCUGGUGGUGGGAACGGGGCUGGAGGAGGAGGAACGAUGGUUAAUGGAGAUGUGGGAACUGCACCGGUGUUGAGGAAGUUCAGCAAAGAUUUCACCAAAAGUUCCGAGAAUCUGAUCAUGGAUGGAGGUUACUCAAAGAAGUCGGUUGAAGCUAUCGAGACGUAUGCCACGCUGAGAAAGAAAGCGUUGAGCGUUGAGAAUUUGGAUGAAGUUGAUAGCGUUCCGGGGUCUGUGGAGUUCAGGAACUCGGAAAAUAGCUACAAGAGUAAAUUUGGACUGGAGAUUUCGAAACCAGUGAUUUUGGGUAAAGCUUACAGUGUGGAAAACUUGAAUCCGUCUGGUGGAAUGAAGAGCAGCAAUGGUGAUAGUAAACUGGACAGCGACUUGUUCGGAAACAAUAAAGUUCUCUCGAGAACAACGAGUUUCUCUGGAUAUUCAAAUGGUAACUUGGCAAACAUUGCCAACGGCAGCAUGGAAGAGAGGCGAAAGUCAUCGAUCACAAACCUAUUGGAGCAACGUAAGAAAUCGAUGUCCAAACUGAGAGGAUUGGUCAUUCCGGAAAAGGUGCCAGAAACUGAAGUGCUACCGGAUGCAAAGAUCAUUGGACUACCGAUUAUCAAAAGUAAAGAUUCGGAAAAGAUUCUUUCUUCGAACGUACUUAACAAAAUUCCAGAAGAUUUGUACGCUAAGAAAACUUCUACAUUACCCAACCCAGCGAAAUCAAAUGGAAACUCGUUCCCACCAAUGGCAACAGUGAAGCCAACACCAGAUCUUGGAGGUACCUACAAGAGUAUCUUCAGGAACUUAAAUGGUUCAUCAAAGUCCGAAGAGAAACCCGAAAUAGAUGAACAAGGAUUCCGAAGACCUCUCACGUUGAUUCCACCUGCCAAACCUCCGAGAACAUCUUUGGUUUAUCCACCUCCCAAAGGCUUCGAUCAACCCAGUCUGACCACGGAAGACGAAAGUGAUCUUGAGUCCCAGGAGAGUUCCCGGAUUUCUUCCCCACCUGCUUCACCGGUUGCUCCUAAUCCUCCAGAGAAAUAUGUCCUUACCAGAACUCUCAGUUCUGAAACGAAUACUUCCAUCACGAGUUCCAAUUCGACCCUAACUUCGAGUUCCGGUUCACAAGCCAGCUGUAGUUCCGUCGGUAGCACUCCGGCAAUCGAUAUGAGCCGUCGUAUAUCGAAAUCAUCGUCUACUGAAAUGUCAAUGAAUCGCAAGAACGUAUUGGCAUCAGCUAAAAGUCGAAGCGGUCGCGGAGAUGUUAAGAUUGAAGACGCUGCCAAUGGCAAGAAACGAUACGAGGAAGGCGAUAGCACCGAUGGCUACGAGGAAGAAGAACGAAGACGCUCCAAAUCCAAGCCACGGAACUCAUUAACGAAUGGGAAGAGUGCAACCAAUGGUUCCGAGGAGAAGGAAUUGACGCACUACAAGGUGAUCGAUACGGUAGACAGUAUUGUAGAUAAGGUGAUCAAAGUUGCUUCUUACGUUGAAGUCGUUUCGGAUAUGGAGGAGAACACCAGCGUUGAAACACAAGUAAUCGUUCCUAUGCAGAAACCCGUUGAGCCUGUCAAGGAAAAGAUAGUGUAUGAGAAGAGUGUCUCUGUGGACAGUGCUUCCGCAAACACAAUGACUGAUCUUGCCAAGUGGGUUCGACACGAAGCUGCCAAAACUAUUGUGAGUAAGGAUGCCGAAGUUCCUGUCCGUACGGAUGUGAAGAAGUUUGUACGAAACAUUUCCGAGCAGAUUAUCAAACCGGUUGAUGAGUCGCCGGUCAAGCGAGAGCUUCGCUCUUCCGUUGAUAGCAAGAAACUCAAUUUGGCUGAGAUCCGCAAGUCUUUCGAAGCUAAGGCCAAUAAUAGUUCGAUUGUACCGACGCCGGUAAAGAUCAUCCAGAAAGACGCUCCGGUAGCAAAAUCUACGCCAGCUGCACAUGAUCGAUUCUCAUCCUGGGACUCACUAGCAUCUUCUUCGUCUUCGGGUGUCUCUUCACUGCAGACCAACAGCAUGGUUGGAAACGCGCUUGCCAACAAUACUGGUUCAUCGCAAACCCUCCAGAGUACUCCGUCGGACUACGGAAGCUUCUCUUCGCUCGGUAGCAGUCACUCGUUGAUCACACCCCAGGAUCUGCAGCUGAUCAUCGAAGAAGCUGACCCUCCACUUGCAACCCCGGAAGCAUUCGUCAUAGUGUUGCAGCGUGAAACGCCUGAAUCGAGCAUCGGUAUAACCCUGGCCGGUGGUUCCGAUUACGAGGCGAAAGAGAUUACGAUUCACAAAAUCCUUAACAACUCUCCGGCUGAUAAAGAUGGUCGGCUACGUCGAGGUGAUCGAAUCCUUUCCAUCAACGGAAUGAGCAUGCGUGGUUUGACUCAUCGGGAGUCGCUAAGUGUACUUAAGACACCUCGCCCGGAAGUCGUUAUGGUGAUCACCCGAUCCAAGUCGCUCAUCAUUGCAGACAGUACCGGCAGUAGUUUGCUGUCCAAAUCAUCGAAGCGACCAUCCCUGGGGUCGCUCAGUUCCCUGGCCGAGAAAAACGAGCUUCCGGACUACGAACGGAAGAUCAAGAUCCAACACAAGGCUUCGCGAUCUCUCGAUCUGGAUCUCGAUAUGGUUUCCAACGAAGCCGAAAGCGUCUUCGAUGGAACUGCCUCGGAGGAUGGUCUACUGUCGGCUGAUGAGUCCAAAUGUUCCUCGAGCACACCCGCACGAGAUAUGAUGUCUCCAAUUGUGGGCAGCCGAGUGGUGGAAAUGCAAAAAGAUGGUGCCGGACUGGGAUUCUCCAUCGAGGGAGGAUUCGACUCACCCACCGGAAACAAACCCCUGAUGAUCAAGAAAAUCUUCAUGGGUGGUUCGGCGGAAAAAUCCGGUUUGCUGAAGGCCGGCGAAGAAAUUGUUGCCAUUAAUGACAUUUCGAUCGAGCGCAUGACGCGGAUACAGGUCUGGAACAUGAUGAAAAAGCUGCCGAACGGAACCGUUCGGAUUAUGCUGAAGUGAAAGAAAUUAUAAAAUAGGUGAUAAAAGUUCAACUGUGAGAAGACGAUUUGCAGAACGAAGCAAACAAAAAUACUAGCAGCUAUGUUAACGAGAGUGAGAGAAACUGUACAGAAUAUGAGGCAGCAGCAAAACGUGGAGUAGAAAAACAGUCGUACUAUAUACAUAAAAUAUUUUUGUUUUUAUUUUGAAAUACAUAUGGAUUACUUUAGUUUGUUUAAGCCAGAAUGCAAUUUCCGCUGCACAGAGCGAGCUAUUCGGAACGAGCAAUAAUAAUCAAAUUAUUAUCCUUCAAUUAUAUUUUCCAAAAAAAUAAACGCGAAAAAAGCAAUCAUCCCGAAUUUUAAACGAAUCCAGCAUACCCUAGUCCGUAAGCAGUUUGUUGUUUUGUAAUUUUUUUUUAUACCUAUUCGCUUUUCGAAAUUUUGUACACAAGAGUUAUUUAUAUUUCGAAACAAAAAAAAAACAUCGUUAGUCCAAAUUUCAUUCGCCAAACCGGUGGAAAGCAGCCACUCAGUUAGAGCAUAAAGUACUAGCAAUAACAACUUUACGCAUAUAGAAACCUAAUUUAGACUGAUCUGUGUUGAGGUAUCGAAAGCAUAAAAAACGAACGAAUCAAAACUAACGGGAGUUGAAGUUAUGAUUAACAGAACUGUAAAUUGGUUAAAAUUAAAAUCAGAAGCAAAAAUUCUUGAUGAAGCGAAGAUAGUAAUCAUGAGUAUAGAUAUUUUUUAACGCAACCUAAUCAUUAACCUGUUCUUUUUAUCCAUCAGCAGAAACUAGUGUAGAUCGACAUGAAGAUCACAAUGAGAGAAAGAAUAAAAACAAAAAGGCGAUACCAUAGCCAACAAGUAGCUUAAUUUUCUUUUUUAUUUUCUUACUGCGAAGCGCAACUAACUCAAUGAAGAAAAACGGAAAACAAUGUCUUGCCUUAUUAGAGAAUUAUUCAAUUGGGCAGUACACCCAAAACGAUGAAUAUUAUUGCUUCGCAAUCAUUAGUUAUGAAUUUAUUUAACAGAAAAAAUCGCCUUGCCUUCGACCCCCCCUACAGUUAUAAAAAAAAUCACGCUUCAAACUAACAUACAAAAACCAUCUGAUACAGUUGGCUUGAUCAAAUUUGUUUCAGAACUUACUUUCUCAAAUAUUUUAUUCUUUAUUCGUAUUCGUGUAGAUAUUUAUCAAUUAUAAAAAACAAGCUGAAAAGCUCUUUGAAUAAAAAUUAAUCUGAACCAAA
Molecule: messenger RNA, 7104 nt
Organism: Uranotaenia lowii
Lineage: Eukaryota; Metazoa; Arthropoda; Insecta; Diptera; Culicidae
Gene: bbg
Exons: 8
Coding region: 2196-5873 (1225 amino acids)
Molecular function (GO): protein binding
Source: RefSeq, a predicted model, not a curated record